Messenger RNA from Insectozyma verbasci, 1974 nucleotides. NCBI's taxonomy places the organism in Eukaryota, Fungi, Ascomycota, Pichiomycetes, Serinales, Debaryomycetaceae. The record is from the annotation of a GenBank genome assembly.
AUGUCAAAUUUAAAAAGAACAAUUAGUGGUGAAAUAUCAAAUAAUAAGAAAAUACGAUUAUGUCAAGGAGAAUUAAAAGAGAUUGAUGUUGGUAUUACUCAUUUUAUAAAUGCGAAUUCAAAAGGAUUUUCAGGACAAUUGAAAACUUUACACUCUGAUUUUCAAGUCAAUGAAAUUGAACCAAAUGGUAAUGUAGUGCAUUUAUUAGAUGAAGGAUUUGAAAUUGAAACAAAUAAAGAAAAAAAAGCUAGAGAAAAAUUGGAAUAUGAUAGUAAAACACCUGAAGAAAAACAAGAAAUUGAAAAUAAAAAACAGGAAUUGUUAGAGGAAGAUAAGUCAGAAUUACUCAAAUAUAUAAAUGAAGAUGAAUUAACACAGAUUCAGCAAUUGUUUUUUAAUGGUUCAAAAUUUGAAACUAAAAGUACGUUUUCAGAUAAAGAAUUAAGAACAAAUUUACAUCAAUUAAUUAGAAAAGCAUUUAAUGGAAGAUUAGAUACUACAACUACACCAGAACAAACGUUUAAAAUUCAAAUAGCAAAGAAAAACUCAGCAAGAAAACCUAAGGAAGAUUUAAAUAUAGUUGAUGAAAAUGGUGUGUUGAAUUUUGGUAUCGGUCCAUAUAAACCAAAUUUACAUUUUACAUUAUUCAAACAAAAUAGAGAUACUAUGGAGGUUGCAAAUACGAUUGCAAAAUUAUUGAAAAUCAGUCAUAAAUUUGUAAAUUAUGCAGGCACUAAAGAUCGUCGUGGUGUAACAUGUCAAAGAAUGAGUAUUACAAAGGGUAAAUUAACAAGAUUAAAUGCAUUAAAUAAAAUGAAUACAAAUUUUAGAUUAGGUGGGUUUAAAUAUGAAGAAAAUCCGUUAAAAUUGGGUGAUUUAAAAGGUAAUGAAUUUAUAAUUACAUUAAGAGAUGUCAAACUAGAAUCAGAUUCAAACGAUUCAGUAGAAGAUAUAAUACGAGACUCAUUUGAAAGUUUAAAAACUAAAGGGUUUAUUAAUUAUUUUGGUAUGCAAAGAUUUGGUUCAUUUUCAAUAAGUUCUCAUGAAUUAGGUAAAUGUGUACUUAAAGAAGAUUGGAAAUCAUUGUGUGAUUUAUUAUUAUCAGAACAAGAAAUAUGUCAUCCAAAAACAGUAGAAGCGAGAAAGAUUUGGAAAGAAACUAGAGAUCCUAAACAAGCUCUUGAAACAUUACCAAAAUAUUUUAUUGCUGAAUAUAAUAUUUUAAAAACUUUAACUUUUGAAAAACAAGAUGAAACUACAAAAGAAUUUGAUAAAAAUAGUUAUUAUAAAGCUAUUAUGUCAGUACCUAAGAAUUUAAGAAUGAUGUACUCACAUGCUUAUCAAUCAUACAUUUGGAAUUUAGUUGUUAAUAAAAGAAUUGAAUUAUAUGGAUUAGAAUUACAAGAAGGUGAUUUAGUAUUAAAUGAUACAUCAAAAGAAAUAAUUAAUGAUGAUUCUGAUUUUGAAGAAGAUAUAGCAAAUGAUGAAGAAAUAAAAGUUAAAGAAUUAACCAAAGAAGAUAUUGAAUCUGGCAAGUAUACUAUAUUUGAUGUUGUUUUACCUAGUGCUGGUUUCAGAGUUAAAUAUCCUUCAAAUCCAAAAUUAAGACAUAUCUAUGUUGAUGUCAUGUCUAAAGAUGAUUUAGAUCCAUUCAAAAUGACAAGAAAGAACAAAACAUUUGCAUUAACAGGUACUUAUAGAAAAAUCGUAACAAAACCAGAGAAUUUACGUUAUGAAAUUGUUAAAUAUAGUGAUGAAGAAGAUGGUAAUAAACCAAUAGUGAGAACAGAUUUGGAAUUAUUAGAACAUAAGAAAGAAACAGGUGAAACAUUAGAUAGAAUAAUUAAGGAUGACGAUGGGAAUAAAGUUGCUGUCAUUUUAACUAUGCAAUUAGGUAUUAGUUCAUAUGCUACAAUGUGUUUACGUGAAUUCAUGAAAAUUGAUACUUCAAGAUAUUCACAAUCACAUCUGUAA